Molecule: messenger RNA, 13863 nt
Organism: Tetrahymena thermophila SB210
Lineage: Eukaryota; Ciliophora; Oligohymenophorea; Hymenostomatida; Tetrahymenidae
Product: dynein heavy chain, outer arm protein
Exons: 6
Biological process (GO): microtubule-based movement
Cellular component (GO): dynein complex
Molecular function (GO): minus-end-directed microtubule motor activity; dynein light intermediate chain binding; ATP hydrolysis activity
Source: RefSeq, a predicted model, not a curated record
AUGCUGUCCUCAAAGUACUCAAAGAGAAUAGCAUGGAUGAAGACUACCAUUUGUGAUAGUCUUCAACUUAAGGAUAUGAUUGUCGAAGAAUCAUUUUAAUAUGAGAAGAAUAAAAAUUUGCUUGAGUAAUUCUUAAGCGGAGAAGGUUUAAAUAAGAUCUUCGCUUACUACCAAGUAUAAGAAUAAGCUUAAAACGAUGAUAUUAAAGAUACAGGUGCUCAAGAUCCAGUCUUGUUUUUCACUACCGGAGACCUUGAAAAGAUUCAAGAUAAAGCAGUUUGGUUCUUGCGUAUCACAAAUCCCGCUGAUGAUAAAAAGAAAGCAUCAUAAUAGGAUGGUAAUGACAAUGAUAUCAUUUUUGGUGAAAUCACUCCUAAUACAGUUCCUAUGUUAAAUGCUUUAAUGGAAAGUGUUUACUCUCGCUAAAUUGAUCAUAUUAUUACUGAAAAAAUCUAAUUUUGGGGAGUAGCUGAAGAAGAACAAGUUUUAGAAUUCUAACAACACUCUAAUAAAUUCUCCAGUGAAGUUAGAGAAGCUAUUAAUUUAAUGAGUCCUGGUACUGAGCACUUCAAAUUAGAUUAUGAAGCUAUCUCAGGAUUAAGUGAAUCUGAAAAAAUGCAACAUUAUGAAAUGAAGUUUAAUGAGUGGAUCAACCUCAUAAGCAGCUAGCUCAAUGAUGACUCAGAAGUUCGCAAAGAUGAAAAAGAUGCAGGCCCUGCUACUGAAUUAAUUUAUUGGAGAAGUAGAAUGCAAAAGAUCACAAAUUGGUCUGAAUAAUUAAAGAGCAAAGACUUCUAAAUUGUUAAAGCAAGCCUCUAACGUCAUAAAAAUCAUGAUAAUCAAAGACCACGUGGUGAUGAAUCACUCUCUAAACUAAUGAUGGAAUAUAAUCGUUUGGAUCUAUUGCUUACUGAUAAACUUAACGAAGCCAAAGAUAAUGUUAAAUAUUUAACUACUCUUGAAAAGUUUAUUGAGCCUCUCUAUAAUGGUACUCCUCAGCAAAUUAUUGAUACCUUGCCUGCCCUUAUGAAUGCAAUCAAGAUGAUACACACUAUAGCUAGAUUCUACAAUACUACUGAUAAAAUGACAGGACUAUUUAUCAAGAUCACUAACUAAAUGAUAAAGAAUUGCAAAGAUCGCAUUCUUAACAAAAAAGAUAAUGGUGAUAAUCCUUCCCUAUACAAAAUGAUUUGGGAAUAAGAUCCAGCUGAACUCAUUGAAGUUUUAGGAUCCUGCAUUAAACUUUAUUGUGAAUAUAAAAAAUGCUACAAUGAUACCAAAGAAAAAGUUGCUGAUAUGCCUAAGGGUAAGACUUUUGAUUUUUCUGAUGCUUAAAUUUUCGGAAAAUUUGAUACUUUUGUAAGAAGAUUAUAAAAAUUGAUUGAAAUCUUCUCUAACAUCCAACAAUUUAAUGCCCUUGCUAAACACAAUUUAGAAGGUAUGGAUGUCUUGACCAACAAGUUCAAAAAAAUUAUUGAUGACUUUAAAAAGAAAGGCCACAAUUUAUUAGAUACUGCUAACAAUAAAUUCGAUAGAGAUUGGGUUGAAUUUAAUGUUGAAAUUUCUCACUUAGACGGUGAAUUAUAAAACUUCAUUGAUAACAAUUUCAACCGUUUCAGAAACAUUGAAUAUUCUCUAAAAUUGCUCCAUAAGUUCCAAUCUACAAUCAAAAGAGAUUCUCUCAAGCACAAUUUAACUUCUCGUUACAAUGCUAUUUUGCACAAUUAUGCUACUGAGUUAGAUACUAUUUAACGUGUCUUCCAAGAUUAAAAAUCCAAUCCCCCUCUUGUUAGAAAUAUGCCACCUGAAGCUGGUAAAAUUAUUUGGGCUCGUCAUUUAUUCUAAAAGAUUACUGGACCUAUCAAUAUUUUCCCUGAAAAUGUUAUCAACUCAACUGAAAUCCGUCGUUAUUAUGGUUCCUACAACACUCUUGGUAAGUAGUUAACUAUUUAUGAAAUGUGGUUCUAUCAAGACUGGGUCAAUAAGAUUGAACAAUCUAAGGCUGCUCUUCAAGCUACUCUUAUUGUUCGUCACGACGAAAACAAGAAGCUUUAUGUUAAUUUUGACUUAGAAAUUAUGCAAUUAAUCCGUGAAGCUAAGUGCUUAGAUAGACAAGGCAUUGAAAUUCCUGAAAGUGCUCGUAUUAUUCUUUUGCAAGAAGAUAAAUUUAAGACUUACUAUAACGAACUUCUUUAUGCUCUUAAAGAAUAUGAGCGCAUUAACUCCAAAAUUAAACCUAUUUGUAAGAAUUUGCUUCUUCCUCAUAUUGAAGACUUAGAUCUUAAGCUUCGUCCUGGUAUGGUUACUUUAACUUGGACUUCUAUGAACAUAGAAAGCUAUUUGUACUAUGUUCACUAAGGUUUGAAGAAGCUAGAAUAACUAAUCAUUAACGUUAAUGAUAUUAUCGAAAAUCGUAUUGAAAAUAAUUUAAAGACUGUUUCUAAGGUUGUUCUUGUCCACCUUCCUCAAGAUACUAAACCUCUUUCAUUGGAUUCUUUCGUCCAACUUCAAGAAGAAUAUAUUAAUUCAAAGACCGAUUUCUUAACUUCUAAGAACGUUGAAGUUGAAAGAGCAGUUGAUGAUUUAUUAUAAACUAUUAUGCUCUAUCCUUUAGACCCUCAUGUUGAUCCUGUUCUCCCUGAAGAAACCAAACGUAUUAAGAGAUAUUAUUUCUGGUAUUUCUAUCAAGCUUUACUUAAUUCAACUUAAAAUUCCUUAAAUGCAAUGAAGUAUCGUGUUUGCGGUAAGAAGAUUCCUGGUGCUAACACUUUGUAAAACUUAAAACCUUUCUUCUAGGUAGAAGUUUAAUUAAAUGGAGAUAAAGUAACCCUUAACCCUUCUUUGCAAGAAAUUUAAAAAUCUAUUAACCGUGCUGCUACUGCUGUCCUUAGAUGCUCAAAGCACUUAUAUAAUUGGGACUAAUAGAAUAAGGAUUCUACUGAUAAGGCAACAUUUUACGAUAUGAUUGCUUGCGACAAAGAAAUUGUUAAAGUCAUUUUACUUUUGACUGGUUCUAUUUAGGGAACUAAAAACAAAGUCAAUGAAUUCUUAAGCGGAUUUACUAAAUUUGAAUGGUUAUGCAAGGAAUCCAUCCAAGAAUCUAUCAAGAAAUUCUCUAAGAAUGGACCUACACUUCAAAAUUAUGAAGACUAAUUAAAAAAAUUCUCUUAAAUAGAAGAAGAAAUUGAAAAAAUUGUGCCCACUUACAAAAUCGGAGCUAUGGAAUUGAUGACUCAUAAUAUUUGUACUUCAUUAUCUACUUGGGCCAAAGAAUGGAAGCUUUAGUACUCCUAAGAUUUACACAAGCGUGCUCGUUAACUCUUAGAUAGUCUUACUGAAUAAACUAAAAUGCUUUCUACCAAAUUAUCUAAGCCUGUCAAGGAUAUUGACUCCCUUGGUUAUGUAAUGGAGACCUUAGAAUAAAUUCGUAAAGAACAAGCAGAAAUUGACAUGAAGUUUAAUCCUGUCUAAGAAAUGUAUUCCCUCCUUGAUAACUAUUUACCAGGAGGUAUUACUGAUAAGGAUGAAAUGGAUGCUCGUUCUCUUUUACGUAGAAAUUGGGAUAUUCUUAUCUAAUAAGCUGAAAUUAAAGGUAAAGAAUAUCAACACAAGCAAGCAAUUUAUCUGAAGGAACUUAAGCAAUCAAUUAAAGACUUCACAAACUAAGUAAGCAUCUUUAGAAGAGAUUAUGAAAAGAAUGGUCCUAUGGUUGAAGGUAUCAGUCCUGCAGAAGCCAUGGAAAGACUCAGAAGAUUUGAAGAUGAAUAUGAUGUUAAGUACUAAAUGUACAAAAUCAAUGCUAGAGGUGAAAACUUAUUCGGUUUACAAAAUCAAAAAUAUCCCGAAUUAGAAAAGACUGAUGCUGAAAUCAAGAACUUAAACAAACUAUAUAAUUUAUAUGACUCAGUAAUUAAGAAUAUCUAAUAAUUCAAAGAAAAAUCUUGGUAAGAUGUUAGUAAAGAUGAUUUGGCAAAGAUGGAAGAAGAUGCAGGUAAAUAUGGUGAAUAGUGCAGUAGAUUACCAAAAGACUUAAAAGAAUGGUAAGCUUAUCGUGAUCUUAAAAACUAUAUCGAUUCUCUAAGAGAAUAAUUACCUUUGAUUAUAAGUUUGAAGAAACCAUCUAUCAUGCCUCGUCACUGGGAAAAAAUUAAAGAAAUUACUAACACAAAGCUUAACUAUGAAAACCCUGAUCAAUUCUACAUUGAAGAAAUUAUGGGAGCCAAAUUACUUGAUUUCAGAGAAGAUAUCGAAGAUAUCACUGAAUCUGCUGAUAAAUAAUUAAAGAUCCGUACUGGUUUAGAUGAAAUUAAUCUUUACUGGAAUGAUAUGUAAUUCUAGUUUGGUAUUUGGGGUAAGAGAGAUGUUCCUUGUAUGCUUAAUGGUCUCAUUGUUGGUACCAUUCUUGAAAGACUUGAAGAAGAUUAACUUUAAUUAUCUACUUUCAACUCCUAAAGACAUGUUACUCCCUUCAAAGCAGAAGUUGAAAAUUUGAUCCGUACCUUCUCUGACGUUAAUGAUACUCUUGAUAUGUGGGUUAAAGUACAAAAGUUGUGGACUUCACUUGAACCAGUUUUUACUGGUGGUGAUAUUGCCCGUUAAAUGCCUUUACAAGCAAAGUAAUUCCAAGGUAUUGAUAAAAAUUGGAUGAAAAUUAUGGAAAAAGCUGUUGAAACAAAGAAAGUUAUACCUUGUUGUCAAAAUGACAUGCUCAAGGAUUUCUUGCCGGAUCUUAAUAGAAAGUUAGAAGACUGUUAAAAAAUGUUAGAAGCUUAUUUAGAAGGUAAAAGAAAGAAAUUCCCUAGAUUCUACUUUGUUUCUAACCCUACUUUAUUAAAGAUUCUUUCACAAGGUUCUGAACCUACUUCUAUCUAAGAAGAUUUUGAAAAGCUUUUUGAUGCUAUCACAAAAGUUACCUUUGAAAGUGCCAAAGACAAGAAAAAUCCUGCUCUUAAGCAAAUUACUUAAAUCCAAUAAGUUAUUGGCCGUAAUGAAGAAAAUAUUUCUCUUACUGGUUACUAUGUUAAGUGUGAAGGAAAUAUCGAAGACUGGCUAAAGAAGCUUGAAUAAAAUAUGUAGCAGACUUUGAAGGAUAUUGCAAGUGCUGCUGCAUAACAAGUUUUCUAAGUUGGUUUGAAAGAGUUCGUUAGCUCUUAAGCCUCUUAAAUCGCUCUUCUUGGUCUUUAAAUACUUUGGACAUCAAAAGUUAAUGAAGGUUUAGAAAGACUUUCCCGUAACGAACGUAAUGCUAUGGAUAUUAAGAGAAAUGAAAUCAAAGAGCACAUGAAUAUUUUGUCAAGUAUGUGUCUUGAAGAUCUUAAUGGUGCUGUCGAAAGAACUAAAGUUGAAACUUUGGUCACAAUUUAAGUCCAUUAAAAAGAUAUUUCUAUGGACUUGAAAUGUAAAGAUGUCAAUGAUUUUGAAUGGCAAAAGCAAACAAGAAUUGCUUGGAAAACUGAUAUUGAUGAAUGUAUUAUUUCUAUCACUGAUUGGGAUUCUCCUUACUCAUACGAAUUCUUGGGUGCUAAAGAGCGUUUAUGUAUUACUCCUCUUACUGAUAGAUGUUACAUUACAUUGGCUCAAGCUAUGUCUAUGUACUAUGGUGGUGCUCCUGCUGGUCCUGCCGGUACUGGUAAAACUGAAACUGUCAAGGAUCUUGGUAGAACUUUGGGUGUCUUUGUCGUUGUCACUAAUUGUUCAGAUUAACACAGAUAUCGUGAUAUGGCUAAAAUUUUCAAAGGUUUGGUUUAGAGUGGUCUUUGGGGUUGUUUCGAUGAAUUCAAUCGUAUUGAUUUGGAAGUCUUAUCUGUCGUAGCAAUGCAAGUUGAAUCAAUUACAACUGCCAGAAAGUAACACAUGAAGAAAUUCAUGUUCCCUGAAGAAGAAAUUGAAAUUGAACUCAUUCCAACUGUCUCUUACUUCAUUACAAUGAAUCCAGGUUAUGCUGGUCGUUAAGAAUUGCCUGAAAAUUUGAAAGUUCUCUUCAGAGGUGUAUCUAUGAUGGUUCCCGAUAGAGAAAUUAUUAUUAAGGUCAAGCUUGCUUCAGUAGGUUAUCUUUAGAUUGACUUGUUGGCAAAGAAAUUCAAUGUCCUUUACAGAUUGUGUGAAGAAUAGCUUUCCAAGUAGCGUCACUACGAUUUUGGUUUACGUAAUAUCCUUUCAGUACUUAGAACAGCUGGUAACACCAAGCGUUAAGAAAUUAAGUCAGAUGAAGAAAUGUUACUGAUGAGAUCAUUAAGAGAUAUGAAUCUUUCAAAGUUAGUUGCUGAUGAUAUUCCUCUAUUUAAUGGUUUAUUAGCUGAUAUUUUCCCUAAAUUAAAGGAAGUACCUAAGAAACUUUAUCCUGAUGUUGAAAAGAAGAUCCCUGAAGAAAUAAAUGCUGAAAGUUACUUGAUUAACACACCUUCUUUCUAAUUAAAGAUUAUUCAACUUUAUGAAACCUGCUUGGUGCGUCACGGUUUUAUGCUUGUCGGACCUACUGGUUCUGGUAAAUCAACUAUUAUGAAAAUAUUGACUGAAGUAUUGACUAAGUUAGGUAGUCCUCAUAAAAUUGUUAUAAUGAAUCCUAAGGCCAUCACUGCAGAAUAGAUGUAUGGUGUCAAAUCAGAAAUUUCUGAUGAUUGGAUUCCUGGUGUUUUCUCUACAAUUUGGGCUAAGUCUAAUAAUCGUGCAUUAAAGCAUACAACUUGGAUUACCUGUGAUGGUCCAGUCGAUGCUAUUUGGAUUGAAAAUUUAAAUACAGUACUUGAUGAUAACAAAAUUCUCACAUUAGCCAAUGGUGAAAGAAUUGCUAUGACUGAAAAUUGUAAAGUCGUUUUCGAAGUAGAAAACUUAAACAAUGCUUCUCCUGCUACUGUAUCUCGUUGUGGUUAAGUUUACGUUUCACCUACAGAUUUAGGCUAUGAAGCUGUUAUUGAAGGUUGGAUUCGUAACAGAAAAGCAAGUGGUAGAGCUGAAGAAUCUGAUAAGCUUGGAAACAUUUUGCGUAAAUAUUUAAUCAAUAUGAGAUUUAUUGAAUUACAAAGCAAGGAAUGCAAAGAGCCUAUGAUGGAUACUUCUCCAGUUAUUUCAGUUAUUAACAUUCUUAACUUACUAACAGGUUGCUUAUAAUAUUUCGUUCAAACAUAACGUACUCUUUCUGAAUAAGAAUACGAAAAGUUUAUUGUAUACUCAAUGGCAUGGGCUAUUGGUGGUAUUUAUGAAGCUUAAGAUAGAGUUCGUUUCCAUGAAUUGCUUCUUGCUAAGAAUGCUCCAAUCCCAUAAAAAGGUAAGGAAAAUGAAACAGUUUUUGACUAUUAUGUUUCUUAGGAUUACCUUGACUGGAAGAUUUGUAGUCCUGAAGAAUGGGUUCCACCCCAAUCUUUGUAAUUCUCUCAACUUUUGUUGCCCACUCUUGAUUCUUUCCGUGCUGAAAUGUUAUUAAAUUUCAUUUUAACCUAACCUAAGAGUCAUACUUGCUCUAAUUCAGCUCUCUUAAUUGGUGGUUCUGGUACUGCUAAGACUUCUUCAGUUCUUCUUUAUUGCAACAAGUUUGAUCCUCAAAAGAUGCUUUUCAAGCGUACUAACUUCUCAUCUGCAACCAGUCCAUUUAUGUUCUAAUCAACCAUUGAAGCUGAAUGUGAUUUCAAGGUUGGUAAAGAAUUUGCUCCUCCUGGAAACAAAAUGAUGACUAUUUUCAUUGAUGAUAUGAGUAUGCCCUUCGUAAAUAAAUGGGGUGAUUAAAUUACUUUAGAACUUGUCCGUCAACUUAUAGAAACUGGUGGUUUCUAUAUGUUAGAUAAAACUCAAAGAGGUAACUAACGUAAAAUGAAGAACUUGCAAUAUAUUGGUGCCAUGAAUCAUCCUGGUGGUGGUCGUAACGAUAUUCCCAAUCGUCUCAAACGUUAAUUCUUUAUUUUUAAUAUGAUUUUACCUCUUUCUAUCGAAGGUAUUUAUGGUCCUAUUAUUAAGCACAUGUUCAAGCAAAAAUAUUUCUCAGAUUCUACAUACAAAGUUAUUGAAUCCUUAACAAGUGCUACCAUUGCUCUCUGGAAUAAAGUAAAGAGCACAAUGCUUCCUACUCCUGCUAAAUUCCACUACGUAUUUAACAUGAGAGAAUUGUCUCGUAUCUUUAAGGGUAUUUUGACAUGUAAGAAGGAUACUAUUAAUGAUGCCCCUAAAUCAAUGAAGAUUAAACCUGAACUCUUCCUUGUUGGAUUAUGGCGUCAUGAAGCUGAACGUGUCUUGGCUGAUAAGUUAGUCAACAAUAAAGAUAAAGACACUGUUAUGGGAUACAUUUAAGAAGUAUCUUUAGAAUCCUUCUCAUAAAUCGAAAAUGAAAUUCUUGAAAAGUAUUCUUCUGAAAAAACUUUCUUAUUCUGUGAUUUCCUCCGUCCUGAUGUUAUCAAUGAAGAUGGUAUUAUUGAAGAAGAAGCUCCUAAAAUUUAUGAAGCUAUAGACAGUCUUACUGAAUUAAGAAAGCGUUGCAAUUUCUUACUUAGCUUCUAUAACGAUCGUAACCCUUCAAAGAAAAUGCCACUUGUGCUUUUCGAUGAUGCACUUAAACAUUUGUUACGUAUUUCUCGUAUUAUUCGUUAACCUCGUUCUAGUGGUUUACUAGUUGGUGUUGGUGGUUCUGGUAAAUAGAGUUUAACCCGUCUUGCUGGUUUUAUUGGAAAAAAUUUAAUAUAGCAAAUUAUUGUAACAAAAACUUAUUCUGAUAAAGAUCUUAAAGAAGAUAUCAAGAAAGGUUUUGAUGAUGCAGGUCACUUGGGUAAGUAAGUUACCUUCCUUAUGACUGAUUCAGAAGUAAAGAAAGAAGAAUUCUUAGAAUAUAUUAAUAUGGUCUUAUCUACCGGUGAAAUUCCAAACUUAUUAGCAAAGGAUGAACGUGAGGUAUGGCUCGGUGAUAUCAGUCAAGCUUAUUGCAAAGAAAAGAAUUUGGGUAACAUUGAUCCUCCUUAAUCUGAACUUUGGACUUAUUUCGUUGAUCGUGUUCGUGAUAACUUCCAUAUUAUGCUUUGUUUCUCUCCUGUUGGUCAGAAAUUCCGUGAAAGAGCUCGUAAAUUCCCUGCCCUUUUCAACGAAUGUACUAUUGAUUGGUUCCUUCCUUGGCCAGAAGAGGCUCUAGUAAGUGUCGCUGAAACAUUUAUCAAGAACUUUGACAAGUUAGACACUAAAGAAGAAACCAAGUAAGAACUUAUGAAGCACAUGGGUAAUGUCCAUUUGAUGGUUAAUGAAAUUUGUGAUGAAUAUUACCAAAAGAUGAGACGUUAAGUCUACGUUACACCUAAGUCCUUCUUGUCUUACUUAAAUUCAUACAAAACUCUUUACAUUGAAAAGUAUGAUGAACUUGAUUAGUAAGAAGAAUCAUUUAAGAUUGGUCUUAAUAAAAUUUAAGAAGCUACUAUAACUAUCAACUAGAUGGAAAUUUCCCUUAAAGAAGAAGAAAUUUAACUUAAUGAAGCUACUGAGAAAACCAAUUAACUCCUUGCCAAUCUUGAUAAGGAAAGUAAGAAAGCUAACUAAAAGGGAGAAGAAGUUGCAGCUACUAACAAGUAAUGUGAAAUUCAAGCUGAAUAAAUCUCUAAAGAAAAAGAAGAAGCUGAACGUGAACUUGAAGCUGCCCUUCCUGCUUUGCGUCGUGCUUAAGAAGCCGUCGACUCUAUUGAAUCAAAGGAUAUUGUUGAAUUGAAGGCUAACAAGAAACCUCUUGAUAUUAUUAAAUACAUCAUGGAUGCUGUACUUGUCUUUUUCAAGGCUCGUUUAAUUCCCAUUCAAAUCGAAGAGCGUGUUUUCAACAAAAAGGAAGGAAAGGCUGUUCUUUUCUUGAAAGAAUCUUAUGAUGAAUCUGGUAUUUAAACUCUUGGUGAUAUGAACUUUAUGAAAAAAUUAAAAGAAUUCGAAAAAGACUCAAUUAAUGAAGAAACUAUUGAACUUCUUGAACCUUAUCUUAAUCAAUCUGAAGAUUGGUUUAAUGAUACUUUUGCAACCAAGGCAUCUAAGGCUGCUGCUGGUAUCUUGAAAUGGGCUUUCGCUAUUUAUGAAUAUCACUAAAAAUCUAAGAUUGUUAAACCUAAGCGUAUUUAGGUGGCUAUUGCAGAAGGUAGACAAGCUAUUGCACUCAAAGAACUUGAGAAGGCUCGUGAAGAUCUAGCACAAAUUCAAGCCUAUAUUAAAAAUCUUAAAGAUGUCUACACUAAAUAAAUGGAAGAAAAGAAUGAACUUGAAAUGAAAGCUGCAAAGACCAAGAAGAAAAUCAAUACUGCUCGUACUUUGAUUACUUCUCUUUCAGGUGAAAAAGAUCGUUGGGGCAAAGGUGCUUAAGAUAUUUCUGAUCAAAAGCGUAAAUUAGUUGGUAACGUUUCUCUCUCAACUGCCUUUAUUAGUUAUUGUGGUCCUUUCAAUGCUGAAUAUCGUAACAAGCUUGCCCAAUAAAGAUUUGUUGUUGAUAUGAAGAAGCGUGGUGUUCCAGUCACACCUGGCCUUGAAUUAACUUCUUUCUUAAUUGAUGAUGCUACUAUUGGUGAAUGGAAUCUUCAAGGUCUUCCUAAGGAUGAUUUAUCUAUCCAAAAUGGUAUCAUGGUUACAAACUCUGCUCGUUAUCCUCUCUUCAUUGAUCCUCAAGGUCAAGGACAAAAUUGGAUUCGUAACAAGUUGUCUGCUUCAAUUAUCCCUGAACGUUGUAUCACUACUCUUUCUCAUCCCAAAUUUAAGGAUAUGUUCUUGAAGUACUGUAUGGAAAGUGGUUUAACUCUUAUUGUUGAAAAUAUCGAAAACGAAGUUGAUCCUAUGAUGGACCCUGUACUUGAAAGAUAAAUUAUUGUUAAAGGUAAAACUUAAUUCGUUAAUGUUGCAGGUACAGAAAUGGAACUUUCUAAGGAAUUCAAGCUAUUCAUGACUUGUCGUCUUGCAAAUCCUUCAUUCUCACCUGAACUUUCAGCAAAAACCACCAUUAUUGACUUUACAGUCACUCAAUCUGGUUUAGAAUAAUAACUUCUUGGUAAAGUUAUUUCUAAAGAAUAAAAGGCUCUUGAAGAUUCUCUUAACUAGUUACUAGCUGACGUAAACCAAAACCAAAAAGAUCUUCAACGUUUAGAUAAGAACUUGCUAGAACGUCUUAUUAAUUCUCAAGGUAAUCUUCUUGAUGAUACUGAGCUCAUGGAUGUGCUUAAUAAUACCAAGACUCAAGCUAAGGAAGUUGCAGCUAAACUUAUAGAUGCUGAAAUUAAAACAAAAGAAAUUAAUGAAAAGAGAGAACAAUAUCGUCCUGUUGCUAUUAGAGGUUCUGCUAUUUACUUCACAAUGAUUGAAGUUUCUUUGGUAAAUUGGAUGUACAAUUCAUCUCUUGAAUAAUUCUUAAAGCUUUUCAUUGAAUCAAUAGAUCUUUCUGAAAAAGCUCAACUCCCUUCCAACAGAGUUAAAAAUAUUAUUUCUUUCUUGACAUUCCACGUCUACAGAUAUGUUAAUCGUGGUCUUUUCGAAAAGGAUAAAAUUACUUUUAUUCUUAUGAUGGCUUUCAAGAUUCUUACAACUGCUGGUACUAUUUCAAGUGGUGAUGUCUCUCUCUUCCUCAAGUCUGGUGAUGCCCUUGAUAUUAAGUCUGAACGUUAGAAACAAAUAUCAUACCUUGAAGAUAAUUAAUGGCUUAACAUAUUGGCUCUCUCCAAGCACACUUUCUCAGGAUAAACACUUCCAUUCUUCAAAGAACUUCCUGAUCUUAUUUCUCGCUCUGAAAACUAAUGGCGUAAUUGGAUAGAUAAGAACGAUCCUGAAAAUUUCCCCAUUCCAGACUUUGCAGAAAGCAUUAACCAAGAAAAGGAAAUUGGUUCAUUCAUUUCACUUUGUCUCGUUCGUUCAUUAAGAAAUGAUCGUACUUUAAUUGCAACAUAAAACUUUAUUUCUAAUGUACUUGGUAAGGAAUUCACUGAUCCUAUUUCUUAUCCUAUUGAAGGUAUCUGGUAAGAAUCUUCUAAUAUGGAUCCUGUUCUUUUCUUACUUUCUGCUGGUGCUGAUCCCACUUCAUCAAUUGAUGAGUUAGCUAAGAAAAAGAAGAAAUUCCCUUGUGAAAAAGUUUCUAUGGGUGAAGGAUAAGAAAGAGUUGCUCGUUAAGUUAUCAUGAAAGGCUUCGUUGAAGGUGGUUGGGUUAUUCUCUAGAACUGUCAUCUUGGUCUCAAGUUUAUGGAAGAAAUUGAAACUUUAGUCUCACCUAUUAACUAAAUUCAUGAAGAUUUCCGUCUUUGGAUUACUUGUGAGUAGCAUCCUAAAUUCCCUCUUGGUCUUCUUUAAAAAACUCUCAAGGUUACUAAUGAACCUCCCAAAGGUCUUAAGGCUGGUCUUUACAAAACAUUUACUACCAUCAUUACUCAGGAAUUCAUAGAUAAGGUUGAUCACUCUAACUGGCGUUCUCUUAUCUUUACUAUUUGUUUCCUUCACUCAAUUGUCAUUGAAAGAAAGAAAUUCGGUCCUCUCGGUUGGUGUGUACCUUAUGAAUAUAACUACUCAGAUCUAGAAGCAUCUCUCUUAUAUAUUGAAAAGUAUCUCACUAACUUGAUGUCAACUCCUCAACCUAACUCUCAUAAUCUUCCUAUCUCAAUGAAUGUCGUUCGUUAUAUGAUUUGUGAAGUACAAUAUGGUGGUAGAAUUACUGAUGAUCUUGAUCGUGAAUUGUUUAUUACUUAUGGUGAAACUUAUCUCAAGGAUGGUAUUUUCGGUAAUGAUUACUUCUUCUACGAUAUUAUGGUUGAUGGUUCAGGUUAGAAGUUCAAAUACAGAAUUCCUCAAAACCCAUCUGCAGAACUUAUUAAGUAUUAAGAAUAUAUUGCUAAGGUUCCUACAGUUGAUAAUCCUGAAGUUUUUGGUCUUCACUCUAAUGCUGAUUUAACUUUCCGUCUCAAAGAAAGUAAGGAAAUGAUUAACACUGUUAUGGAAACUCGUCCCAAGGAUUCUUCAGUUGGUGGAGGUAAGACAAGAGAAGAAAUUGUCUAAGACAAAGCCAAAGAUAUGCUUAAGAACCUUCCUCCUGAUUAUAAUGAUGUUGAAGUAAGAGAACUUGUUUCUAAACUUGGUGGACCUAAUCCAAAGACAAGUACUGAAAGAGGUAUGACAGUUCCUCUCAAUAUUUUCUUGUAUCAAGAAGUUACCCGUAUGCAAAGAGUUAUUGGUUUAGUUAGAAAGACUCUUCAAGACACUAUUCUAGCUAUUGAUGGUUAAAUUAUUAUGACACCUGAAAUUCUUGAAGCUAUUAAUGCCAUUUAUGAUGCAAAGGUACCUAACUCAUGGUUAUAUGAUCCUUCUGGUGCUGAAAUUUCAUGGCUUCUUCCUAACCUUGGUUCAUGGAGUACAUCUUUGUCUGAUAGAAAUAAAUAACUCAAUGAUUGGUUGCGUAGUGGAUAGAGACCUAUAUUGUUCUGGUUGACAGGUUUCUUCAAUCCUCAAGGUUUCCUUACAGGUAUGAAGUAAGAAGUAACAAGAAACCACAAGAAAGGUGAUGGUAAAGGUGGUGAAGCUUGGUCACUUGAUGAUGUCGUCUAUUCAACUACAGUAAAAGAGAGAGAAAAAGAAAAAGAUAUUGAAUAGCCUCCAGCUGAAGGUGUCUACAUUAAAGGUCUCUAUCUCGAAGGUUGUAAAUGGAGUAAGAAUGGUCUUGAUGACAGUGAUCCUAAAAAGAUUUUCGCAGAUCUUCCUAUUCUUCACGUUAGUGCUAUAAAUAAGAAGAAAACCAACGAACAAGAUAGAAUGUCAAAUACAUAUCUCUGUCCAGUAUAUAAGUAUCCCAAGAGAACAGAUAAAUAUCUCAUUUUCAGAGUCGGUUUACCUUGUGAAGGUUCAAACAAUCCUUCCCAUUGGAAAUUAAGAGGUGUUGCUCUUCUUUGUUCAACUGAGUGA